AUGAAUACCGGGGAUUCACCGCCGCUAGUCCAUGUUCACGUCCCGGAGACCACACCUGUACAUGUUCAUAUGAGAAGUUCCAGCAGAACCCCCCAGGUAAAACAUACUACCUUAUUAUGAGUGGGAGUGCUGUGUCUGUUAAUAUUUCUAUUCCCUCAAAAAUAAUUUAUUGUCAAGUAGAGGUAAACUUUUACAUGCUGGUGAUUUUCAGGUGAAGUUUCUGAGUUUAAAGUUUUGUUUUUUUUAAUCCCUUUGCAGAACAGAAACAAAGGUGCACAUGUGAAGGGAGGUGAAGGGAAACCAAGGGUCAAGACACCUUGGAUUCCUCCUGGAACAUCAUCCUGCAGAAGAGAUGUGGGCAUGAAUGAGCUUAAAGUGUCUCUCACUGCAGUAUCUGCUAUCAAAUGAUUUCAGCAUUAAGAAAAAAACAUGAGAAUCUGGCAACCCUGUAGACAGUUUGCAGUAAUAAACAAACAUUCAAACAAAACCAUGGUCCAAUAAUCAGAUUUGAAGGCUUCCAUUAGCUGUCAUGACACUCUCAGAUUGGAUGAACAGAGCAGAUGUCGUCUGAUAUGCAGUGAACUAUUGAUACAGGGAGUUAGAAAACUUAAAACACUUGAAAUAAUUAUGAGUUUAAAUGUAGAAUUCACUUCAAACAUGUAUUAUUUUUUUUCCGGUCUAAUUUCUUUAACCAAGUUCUUUCUGUAUCUUAUCACAGAGAAGCAGGGUGCAGGAUCAGUCAGACUGUGGAGUCAGGCGCCAGCGUGGAGUAGAGGAGGAAGAUGAAGAAGAAGAGUUGGCUGCAGUCUCCAAAAACCUCAGCUCUUUACUCAAAGAGCAGGAAAGCAUUCGUCAUUUGAAAAAGUAAGAGCUGUUUAGUGUUUACAAAUCCACUCUUUCCACCUGAGUUUUUAUUUUAGACAUACACAUUGAAACACAUCUCACAACACACAUGCAAAACCUCUGACAUGAAAAUACACAGUUUUCUUCAUUAGACUUGUUAUGAAGUACUUAAGAUUGCUGAAAUCUGUUUUUUUUUCCCAUAGACCUGUGUGUUUUUUUUCAUGAUGAUUAUAAACAUUAAGCAAUUUUAUAUUUUACUUUAACCAUGUUAUUGUUUCUCCUCUUGCGCACAGCUCAGAUGUCAGGGGUCGGUACAGAGAGUCGGCUGUGCUCCUCAGGGCACUUGUAGAAGCGGAAAUCGAUGGCGUUGCAGUUGCCAAUCAGCUGACAGCCUUGAAGGAAACUAUAGAUGGCCUCACCAAAGUACCAGAUGAUAAUUAUGAUCAUGUAUAGGUGCAGGAUGGCUGAAAAAUGUAGUCAGGCUAAUUUAGAUUAUCUUCAUUUUCAGGACAAGCGUUUAUCAAAAUGUCACACAGCUCCACUGAGACGUCAGCAGCAGCUGCUGUUUGAGAAAAUCGCCAUGUUUGACAGCACCAAUCACAGUCUGCGGGAGCUCCUCAGAGAGUGGACAGAAUAUGAGGUAAAAAGAAGGAAAGGUUGACAUGAAUGAUCCCCAGAGUAUUUCUUGCUUAUUCUGUUGUGUCCACAGAGAGAAUCGCUGAUCUGGUUGGAACAGAAAGAUGCCAUCAAGUCGAGGCUGGCCAACAGUGAAGCAGAGAACAUUGUGAGUCAUUAUCACCUGGUCAUAUGCAGCGUUUAGUUAUUUACUGUUGACAUCAGACAUCUUAGGAGAUUCUUCUCCUUCUCCUUUAGAGACUUCUAACUAAACUCACCAACAAAGAGAAAGAGGCCUCUACGCUCGCUGAGCAUCUGGACUUUGAAAAGGUUUGAAACUCUGAAUUAUUAAAGUUUAUACAACUCUUAUUCUGUCAUAGCUUCAUAGAGAAAGGUUCAUAUGUCUCACAACUUAAAGGCUCAGCAGUUUCCAAGGCUCUCCUCUCUAUCAUGACAGGACAAAGUGGAGACGAUGGAGGAGCUUUCAAGAGUCCUGCAGUCAACUCGGGACCGUCUGCAGUCUGAGCUGAACAGAGCUGAAGCUGAAAAGCCACACAUGACAGCUCAGAUUCAGGUCUGACGAUGCAGCAAUAAAUAAUUAUUAUGAGCUGAAAUGCAACUAACAAAGUGGGAAAAAAAACCUGAGAGUCUGCAGCUGCAGCUUAAAGGAAAUUGCCAUAAAAACUUAAAUGAGGUACUGAAGUGCAAAAAAUCCACUGAGAAACACAAACAGAACCAUAUCGCAAACACAAGCUGGAUGUUCUCUCUGUAUCACUGUUACAACCAUUAAAUUUUGGAUGUGUGAAGAUUUUUGUCCAUUUCCUGGAGCAGAGGCUGCAGCAGAGCCAUGAGGAGCAACAGGACAAGCUUUGUGCUGUGCAGGAGGAGCUGGAGACUUUGAGGCAAAAGAGAGAGGAGGAGCAGAAGAAGCAGGGACAGAGAGACCAGGAGGCGCUGAAUCUGAUCACUGAGCACGCCGACCACGCUGAGGAAGCAGCCAGAGAGCUUAGGGCGAAGCUGCAGGAGAAGGUCUGUACACAGAAUCAGCACACACCAACCACAGAACAUUCACCUCAAUGAUUGGUCACGUGAUUUUGUGGUCCUCAAAAAAUGUUUUUUUUCCAUCAACAGGUCAGUUUUGGAAUAAGUGGCAGAAACUGCUUGAAUACAGAUAUCCUCUUGGCUUAGUUCUAUUCCAGUCAACUCACAGAUAUAGAUGUGUCUGUUCUGUAUCUGAAAGCACACAACAGCUUAGUUUGCACAGCACAAACAACAGUAUAAAUGUUGUUGUGUUUCUUGAGUGUGUUUGACUUGCCUGGCUGCCUUAGCCUCCUUUUGGAAGCAAACUGUCUCAAAAUAUAAAAAUGUUUCAGGCUGAAACAUGAUUUGAAAUGUUCAGACUAUAUGUAUGUGUAUUGUUGUUAAAGGAAUCCCAGUUGGCUCACGCUCUGUCUACGUCCAGUGACUGGUGCCUCCGACACUCAAGAGAGGCUGCUGCUAAAGGACAGCUAGAGGAGGAAGUAUCAGCUCUUAAAUUGUGGGUGAAUGUUUUCUUUUUGUUCAUUUACAUUUAUAUUUAUCUAUAAAAGGCUGUAGGGGGGGAUCACUCACUAAACGUAGAUCCUUACUUAACCAUUCCGUCAGUAGAAAAUACUUCAUUUAGUGAUUAGAAAAUGUGACAGAAAUGUGAAAAAAGUUCUGAGAUUAACCAAAAAUGUUCACUCUCUGAAGGCUGUGAAGGAAGAAAAGAUAAGAUAUUCCUUGAUUUGUCCCAAAGGGAGAAAUUCCAAAUUUACAACAGCAGGACUCCUAGAACUACUAGGAAUACUAAGUCAUAUUUAACAUCGCUGUUUCUGUCUCAGUCAGGUGACCGAGUUGAACUCGAAGAUCCAGUCAAUAGAGGAGAAGGGUCAGACUCAUAGGGAGGAGCACCGGGAUCAGAUCCUACAUCUCAGCACUGAGAACACCUCCACCAAACUGGAAAACCAGAGACUGAAGGUACGUCGGAUUCCUCUGCAGCAGGUUUACAGCUUCAGAUAUGUUUUCAUAGAUCUUUGACUCCUCAAUCUCUAAUUUUCAGAAAGCCAAAUGAAAAUCUGCUCUUUUUCUUUGUUUUCCAUUUUUUACAGGCAAAAUUUGACAAAAGGAAAGUGAUGUAAAAGACAAAGAGAAAAGUAGACAUCCAGACAAUGAACAGAAAUAACUAAAUUAGGGUUACAGACAUGCGUGAUGAAGUGGUCCAUUGUGGUGGCAUUUUACAUAAGUAAACCUCAUUUUUAGGAGCAGUUGAUGUCCUCUGAGGAGACACUCAGAAGUCUACAGUCUGAAGCUCGUGGGCUGAAAUCUUCAAUCAGAAAACAGGAGAACCUGGUGGAGAAAUGCAAGAAGAAGGUACAGCUGGUUUUGGGACCAGGUUUCUCCUAUUACGCUCUUCUCUAAAACUUGAGACACACUUUCUUUUUCAAGCGGGUGUCAAGUUUGUUCAAAAAAAAUCAUGAGACAAACUUUCCAGAAAGUGUUACAGUUAAUUUUGGCUGCUGUGUUAUGCUACUCUUCUUCUGCAUGUAGGUGCAGCAGGCUCGUCUGGAAUCGGAGGACAGCCGUCUGAAACUGGAGGUGACCCAGAAGGAGGCGCAGGAGGUAAAGAUGAGCCUGGAGAAGGAGAAGGAGCAGCUGAGAAGGGAGCUGCUGACCCAACUCAGAGAGCUGGAGAUGCUCCCCGACAGACUGAGGAGGACCGAGCAGCAGCUGAGAGAUGCCCAGCAGGAGGCUGACGCCCAUGAGAGGAGGAACAUGGUGCACAACUCGGCCCUGUCUGAAGUCAGGCACAAGGUACACACACAGACACGCGCAGUCACACAUAGAGACACGCAUAGUCACACACAGAGACAUACAGUCUGGAGAGUGAAGUGAAGCUCUGAUGGUCUUAUCCUGUGCCCAUGGUGAUGCUUGGACAAAAUCCUGAGCCUGAAUAAGUUUGGAAAUGUCACAAGGAAUUUUAUUAUACUUUUUAUAGAUUUGCUUAUCUACAUCUGUGAAUACGGCAUGUACGUUCGUUUACAGGUGGUGUACAGAAAAAACAAAGAGAAGAAAAACACGAAGAUUCAGUCAAAGAAAUCUGACUCAUACAAAAUACUGGGCUUGAUAGCCUCGUGGUUUAAGUGCCGCAUGUCUGGAGUCUAUAGUGCUUGUUGCAGCAGACACUGGAUUGAGUCCUGGCCUUGAGCCUGUGCUGCAUGCCUUUACCUAAAUUUCCUGUCUCUCUUUAGCUAUUCCAUCUAAUAUUUGCAAAAAUGUCCUAAAAUAUAACUUAAAAAAAGGAUGCAAAACACAGGACAUAGUUUACAGGCUAAAUAUUACACAGUGCCUUGCAUGAGAGAUAUUCAAUAAAAGCCUCUAAACCUGGGGUAUUCAGGUAUAUUUAUUUGAUAUGCACAAAGGGUUAGAAAAGUAUGUGUUCUUUCUGUUUUUGGGUGCCAAAAAAGGUCUUUAGAGGUCUUAAACUCAUUAUUAAAAAGAAUGCAACUACCAAGGAUCUCAAGUCAGGAAAUCCAGGAGUUCUGUGGUUGUGGGAAAGAGGCUCAUGUUGAUUGUGAUUUUCCUUCACAGCUGGAGCAGCAGGGUGCUACGCUGGAGAUGUUUCAGCAGAAGAAUCUACUUCUGCAGGAGGAGAACAACCUCAUCAAAGAGAAAGUCCACAACUUGGAAAGGUUUGUACACUCACACUACUGUCUGUGGAACAUAUACAAACAUGUUUCAGAUUAAGGAGCAGUUACUUGCUUCCAGGCUGCAGCUGUUGAUGUCUGUAUGUGUGUAUAGGCAGCUGGAGGACCUGAGGCUAGAAAACAAAGACAUGUCUGAGUCUCUCUCCUUGAAGGCCACCACCAUCCGCAGCAUUCAGCAGCAGCUGGAGGAGAAGACGCUUGAGUGUGGCAUCCUGUCUCGACAGCUGCAACAAACUCUGGACGACACACAGAAACAGGUGAGAAUACACACACAACUGAAACUCUUUACCUGCAGUACAUCACAUAAAAUGAGUAUGAGUGGACUGGGUAUCGUUUUGUGAUUAUAACAGCAAUACAAUUGAAAAACUUUCCUCUUAAUUUGUCAGCUGCAGGGCAGUCAUGAUAUAACAGAUACUGCACUUGGCUCUCAGGUCACACACUUUUAUAUACCCAAAUUAUUAAACAAACUUUUAUCACUUUAUUGGCACACAUACCUAAAUUUAUCUGCUUAUUUUGGAACAAAUUCUGUAAGCUCUAGUUAUAUAAAAUCCUGUUGUUAAUGUGUAGAAAGUGAGGAUACUUUGAUUUCAUGCUGUGCAAUUCUGUGCAUCCAUUUCUCUAUCUGUGCCAAUCUACCUGACAGUUUUGGUAUUUGUUGGGUACAUGUCAUUUAAGUUUGUUUGUUUGUAAAAUUCUAAGCUGACCAAAAACUUUUUAAAUGUUUCUGCAGGUGGAUGAAAGCAUGCAGAGGGUUUUGGCCAAAGAGAGAGUGUCUCAGUCCAAAGCGUUGGAGCUGCAGAGUCAACUAAGCUGGGCAAAAUCAGAGCAGAGUGAGCUGCAGAGGAGCAAAGAGGAGGUACAGCAGCUCUUUCAUGGUUUACAUGUUGGAAAUAGGACUGUUUCUUCCCUUGCUAGAACUAAUAAAUCCAAACAUAUUAUUUUAAAAGUGUAUCUCUCUGUGUUUGUGUCCCCUCUUAGAUGGAGCGCCGCCUUAAGACUCAGUUGCAGAACAUGAAGGAAAGACUGGAGCAGUCUGACUCUACAAACCGCACUCUGCAGAACUAUGUUCAGUUUCUGAAAACCUCAUAUGGAAAUGUGUUCGGGGAUUCUUUGCUUACCAGCUGA
Xyrichtys novacula (pearly razorfish) is the source of this 6308-nucleotide messenger RNA. NCBI's taxonomy places the organism in Eukaryota, Metazoa, Chordata, Actinopteri, Labriformes, Labridae. The record is from the annotation of a GenBank genome assembly.